GGCCUCCUCUAUCGCUUUGACGUAUCGUUUCGCCAUCAUCAUCGGACGAGGUUCUCGAUUUGUUAGCUCAAGUCGGACGUAUUUGACAGCACUCCGAAGCUCGCAUCGGACGUGAAUAGUCUCGUUUUGAAGUUUUUUAAGCUCGCCUAUUAUUGCCGAAAGGGAAAAAGUGUCAUCUCGGUCGAUCGGAGUCGAUUCCCCCACAGGGACAGCCUGAUCGGUGAACGUUUCGACCAGUUUUCCCGUCAUGUUCCAUCCGGAGGCAUCACCCUGAACGAGUUCCACUUAGCCCCAGCAAUCGCGGCUUUUCCACAAUCCCGUGUCAGCGAUGAUAAAGCUCAUUCGGCCCGAUCUUGGUAAAAGUCGUUUUUGAAUCGGCCGAUGAUGUCGCGGGGCGUGACUCGAAUCUCCGUUCAAAUUAUCUUUUGUUUACAUUUCGAAAUACACGUCUGAACCGUUCUGGAUAAAAUAAUAUUCGUUGGCACAGAGAAAAAAGGAGAUAAAAUGGGACCGAUCGUACUCGAAGAAUACGAAUUGAUGCGAGACUCCAAAUACAGAUUAUAUACAAAUGCAAUAGAUAAAGCUCUGAAAAAUUUUGAGUACAGCACAGAAUGGGCUGAUCUCAUUUCAGCGUUGGGAAAACUCAAUAAGGUCAUCGUUUCUCACACAAAAUUUCCAGUUAUUCCUAGACGAAUCAAAAUUAGUAAACGGCUUGCGCAAUGCAUGCAUCCGACUCUACCUUUCGGGGUGCAUCUGAAAGCAUUGGAGACGUACGACGUUAUUUUUAAAUCCAUGGGGACACAGAGGCUUAGUCAUGAAUUAUUCAUUUAUAGUGCAGGCCUAUUUCCACUUUUUGGGGAUGCAGCAAUGAAAGUGAGACCUGAUUUGCUGAGAAUUUAUGAGACGCAUUUUGUUCCUCUUGGCCACAGGUUUCGUCCAGCCCUUCCUGGUUUCCUCAGUGGUGUAUUGCCAGGAUUUGAUAAAAAUUCAGAUCAUUUCAUUAGGACAAAUGAACUACUGGAAAAUGUAUGCGAAGGAGUAGGCUCGACGUUUUUCUACGGCUGCCUUUGGGAAUGCCUUACAUCGAAUUCGUACAUUAGGCUUCCUUCGAUUAUAUUCCUUUUGUCCCAUUUUGACAAGAAACUACCGACAGAAGACCAAGCUCACAUCAUGGGAAACAACAUAGAGACCAUGUUGUGCGGACUCAUGGCAUGUAUCGAGGACAGCAAUAUACUUGUACAAAGAAAUGCUUUAGACUUAUUGAUGCUCGGAUUUCCGAUGCACAACAGCCAUUUGACGACAGACGACAUGAUUCGAUUGGUGACUAAAGCCCUUUUUACCAUUCUCAGGAGAGAUAUUUCAUUGAAGAGACGAUUAUAUGGAUGGCUGUUGGGAUCUGAGGUAAACAUGACUAUUCUGUCCCACCAUCCUUCGAUGAGAAAAGCCAAAGCAGAAGGAAGGAGUACUUCUUACUUCGAUGUGUUUUCAAAAGAUAUGCUUGUCAAGGCCGUGAAAAUAAUUUUGGACAAUUCCAUCGGAAUUUUACCGUUUGAUUUACGCCCUUUCAAUCUAUUAAUAUCCAUGCUUGAUAAAGAUAAAAAAGAAGAAAACAUAGGGCAGGCAAUUUUAGGCGAUGUUUUAUUUGAAUACUUCAGGUUGUUGUAUUUAUGCUGCCACACGGAAACAAAAAAUGAGAAAGUAGAAUUACUACAAUGUGUAAAUACUUUAUUUGGAAUAUUAGAAUCAAAAUAUCUCUGGCAAUACAUGGGACAAUUGUUAGAAAGGGCUUGCCAAAAUCCUGUGCAUUGUUCCGGAUCAGAAAACCCUGUGAAAAGAGUAGCUUCUGGUGAACCUGGCGUCGUUGAGAUAUGUACAUUAACGGAGUAUCUUCUAGACACGAUAUCGUUAGAAGCUUACGCAGAUACGCCCAGUGAACACUUGCCGUCGUUGUUUCUACAGAUUGUGACUCUUCUUACUAAGCAUUACAAUUCUUUGAGCGCCAUCCAGGUUGCGAAUGGUUUGAAACUAUGUGCGAAAAUUUUAACGAGGGUCCAGCCAGUUAUAAUCGGCCACCAUAAUAUAAGCAUGGGCGAUAUGACCGACACCGACCCGACUGACAGUUCGAUAAUGAAUUCCAUCCAAGAAUCGUCAUCGUCCGAUUUUAACCAGAACACCGAUUCGUCCAGCAUAGAUGAGAAAAUGGAUCUUCCGAAAGAUGACGAACAGGUCGGCGAGAGGGAUUCACUUUUGGAACAAUGUUUAAGACAAUACGAGGACUUUUAUGUUACCUUUAUAUGCGGGACAAGAGCCAAAGUCGGAGAAACAAAUGACAUAAACUAUCUUUUACAAAAGCUUAAAGUAAAAAGUUCAAAGCCCGAUGAGAAAACGAAACAGUUAGACUCGGUUUUAACGACAGUAUUAAAGGAAAAAUCCGACAAAAACCGAAAUGAUCUACCAGACAAUGAGUGGGUUGAGCCCAUGAAACUUGCUUCACAACUUUUAGUAGAUUUAUCAACAUUGCAGACCUUUUUUCAGUCAGCCAAUUCUCAACGUGUUGUAGAAAUCGAUCUUUACAAAAAAGAGGGCGCUGAAAGUAUAGAACUUCUUCCAGAAUGGCUCAAAGCGUUAAUUACCUGCACGUGCUGGUUAAACUACACGACACCCCUUCAAAUCAUCGCUAUUAAAACAUUGCUCAAUCUAGUGUCACUUUGUACCACAGCCCAGUCUCUUGUCUCAAAAACGGUAUCAGAAGACUGUGCGACGCCCUUGCUCAUAGUCCCUCUUCUCACUCCCAACCAUUUGAAAUUCAUGGAAAAGAACACUUUUAUAUUUCAGGUGAUUACACAUUGGCUUUGGGCACAAUUAAACAUUAACGAGUACAGAGUCAAAUCAGUAGAACUACUGCAUCAAUUGCAUAGUGUAUUCCCUCAUAACAGUACUGUUGAGUUAUGCAUCAGUCAUUAUCUCAAGCCAACGCCAGGUGUCAAUGUAUUGGAAUCUUUCAGGAGGUUUACCUCGCUCUGGCACAUCGGAAGAGAAGUUAACAUAAAGCAACGGCAUUCACUUCGAGUUUCUGACAUAUUUUACAGUUCUAUGUUAAAAAUGUUGGACAAUCUUAAACUUCCUAAUAGAGAUUGUUUAAGAAUAGAGGCUGAAGAAUGGUUGAUGCAUUCUUUGUUGCACGGUGACAUUCAUAGAAUAAUGGAUCCUUUGCUUUAUAUUCUAUUAGAUUCAUCAACCGCACGUUUAAGCGUGUUACACAUUAAGAUAAAUAAUGAUAGUGAACCGAUACUGAAGGAUGGAACAACCGGUGAUGGCGCUGUAAACUCUGUUGAUGGCAGCCUUGUACAAAACAAAGAAAAAAAGAUCUCUAUAAAGGUGAAGAAUGAAAAACAAUUGCCUGUUAUUGUGACUAGCCCUGUUACUGAUAAAACUGAUAAGAAAGAAUCCGAUGACAACACACAAAACGACAUGCCAGAAGAAAAUUUAGUAAUUAACACAGAUUUUGAUGAAUAUUUUGAGGAGAGUGAAGCAUCGAAAAAUGCAGAAGACGAUGAAACAAGCGCAACUUCUGAUAAAGUACAAAGCGAAAGGGCAGUUAUACGAAACUAUUCAUUUCCAAAUUUCGGCAUUAAUAAUGCGCUUAAAUUAUCAUCGCUAGACCUCUUGAAUUUAUCAGACACUCUGUUUACAAAAGUCAGCGAAGGUGAAUGCCUUUCGAGCCGAUUGAACAGGAGCUCAUUUUCGAGUGAAGGCAUUGCGAACAUCGUCACCAUAGACAGUAACACUCUGGUUCGAAGCUGGUCAUUUCCCGGCAAAGAAAUAGAAACGGACGAUCUUGAAGAAUCGACACCAGCUGAAGAUUAUUUUAGCAAAGGUGGCCAUAGUCUGUCUAUCGUUGAAGAAGUGAUGGCAGAAAUCAUCGAUCAAGUUGUCAUGUUAUCAGAAGAUGUUAACAUCAAACCGGCACUUAGGCCAAAGCCAAAACUACAUCGAAAACUUCAAUAUCAAUCUACAAUUACAUCUCACACGACUAAAAUUGAUCAUUCAUAUGCUCAUAUACUCUUAUAUAAGAAUAAGUACAAUCAUAAGAAGGUUUUGUACAUAUUUGAGACAUUAAGGAAUAUCCUUAUUUGCAAUCCACGCGCAUUUAUAUGUACCACGGCCAGUACGGGUUUGGUUUCAAGGUCUCCGAUAUUAAAAUUACUAGCUAGACAUAGAAAAUCUCUAUUUGGCAGAGGUUUUUCAGGGGAUCUCGAAGGAAAUAGCAUUAAAAAUGCUAUGUACCUAGAAGUUGUCAUACUGAUAUGUCUAUAUUUCCUAAGGAGUUACUAUCCUAAUUUAGAAUCAAUUGAUAUUACCAAAGAAGACAUAAUUGGGAAUAAAGAGGUGCAAAUGACUUGCACCGAAAUUCUCACCCAACUAACGACUCAACUCAUACUAAUCAUUCGCGAAGGGACAGACGGAUUGUCUAAGUACAUUGGAGAACUUUUUAUCCGAACUAAAUUUUAUAAAAUAGUAUUGCAUACAGCAUACACGAGUCUGCAAUGUACAAGUUACAACACAUCGCAAUUUAGCCAACAAAUUUUGAAUUUUAAUGACAGCUACGAUGCUACACAAGAAAGACUAUCAAGGCAUGCAGAAGCACUUCAGAAAAAUCAAGUUAGGCUUUUAUUAGCUAUAAUAAUUUUAGAAUAUGAAGUAGCACAACAAAGAGGAGAAAAUCAGUCAAAGUCAUCGGACAAGCAAGGAGAUUUAAAUGAUUGUAAAUACAUAAACGGGAAAUCGAUACCACAACAGCCUCUUUUUCUUACAAUUAUUACUCACGCUUUGGAUAUAACUACACAUCGUCACACUCAUGCUAACUGGAUCGGCCUUUUAGCCUGCGCUCUCCCUUAUUUGGGGCCAGCACUUACUAAAGUUGUCGCCACUUCGCUUAAGCAAAUUUGUCACAAUAUCGAGGUUUUGUCGGAGAAUUAUGUCAAACCUGGAACUUCCAGUUUUCCUCCAGACUACGGGUUAAUACAGAUUGAAGCUUUAACGGUUUUGUGUCAUUUCUGUUUGCUCGAUACGUCAAACAGUAUCAAAUACUAUUCGACCUCUGUGACUCAACCGCCUACACAAUAUCCGAGUAACUUUAUUUACUUUUUUGGCAACAGCUCUGCAAAUUUAGAACCAAAGAAAGAGAAGAAUGAAGCGCAAGUUGCAGCACGUAAAACAGUCCUUGGAUUGCUUCCUCAAGUAAUCGCAAGUGUGUCAGUUUUAUGGCAUGCUUUAAUGAAUAUAAAAGAAAGAGAUGAGGAAAACAGUGAAGUAGGAAGUCCGAGGGUUAUCAAACAGCAAAUAAUAGAAUUUUUAAGCCCCAUAGCUGUCCAUCAUGCAACAAGUUUUCUAGCAGCAAUGGCAAUCGUGUGGAGAGAACAAAGGAAACCAACUGCAUCACCAGUGGUCACAGCAACAUCAAAUAUUAGUGAAGACCAGCAUGUUUUAGUGCAGUUGUUGAUAGGCAUUAAAGCAAUGCCUAUUGACAUUAUCACCCAGACCCUCCAUCAAGUCGUUAGACAACCUGCUAUGAACCAGGAAAUUGCUGUAAGCGUUGAAGUAAGCGCGCUCGAACUGUUCGUAAAUUAUGCGCAAUAUAUCACUGUGGCCAGCUUGUUCGAGAGCUGGAGUUCUUUGCUUCAGCUGCUCAGAGAGGCGCCGGCGUUGAGCCCUCCUGCCCAGUUUCUACUCCUCGGCGCGUUGAGCCAGUUCAUUCAAAGAUGCCCCGCUUUCACGGAUAAAAAAGAUCAAAAAGACCUGCAAGACAUUACUAUAAAACUUGUUGAAUCGUGCAACACUAUUGCUGGUGCUUGCUUGUUGAAUACUAACUGGUUUAUAAGGAAAAACCUAACAGUUCGUGAAGAAGAACCAGUCAUAACCCCAGACAAAGAGGAUAAAUAUGUUGAUGAUGCGGAACUUACCGAAUAUGAUUGUGUUACUUUGGACGAGCUAACCGAUGGGAAGCCGAAGAAAAAAUCCAAACUGAAAAGAGUCACGCAAAAAAUCCGCCAGGAUGCUGAAAAGCUCCAAAUCAGUGCUAUGAACCAGUGGUUCAUGAAAACAUUUGUCAAUGAAACCCCUUUAGACUUCUCGGAAAAGAAAAGUGGAAGUAACAGCGUGGCCCAAUACAGCAUCGGUGCUUUGACAAUAUUAUCGCAAUUACUUGGGCCGCUUUUAGAUGUUGCUUUUGGCAGCCAAGAAAAAGAUAGAGUUGUCAGUCUCUUGACUACAUUAAUGUAUAAUGUAACGCCAUACUUAAAAAACCAUACGCAAAGAAAUGCAAGCAGUUAUUACGCAUGCUCGGAGCUACUUUCAAGUAUAACAUCAUACCAGUAUACGAGAAAGGCUUGGAAAAAAGAAGUUACCGAUCUUCUCUUUGAUUCGUCAUUUUUUCAAAUGGAAAUAAGAUCUUUAAAAUGUUGGUGCACAAUAAUUGACAAUUUGAUGUCACAGGAAGAGUCAACAUUUAGAGAAUUUAUGAGCCGGGUGUCCGUCCCGCAGUCCAAUUCGUUGAACAUUUUCUCGAGUAAGGAACAAGAAUUUGAACAGAGGGCUCAAUUGCUGAAAAGACUCGCCUUUGUCCUUUAUUGCGGAGAGAAUGAUCAAUUUCAUAAUAACAUGUCAGACAUUCAAGAAAGAUUAGCCGAUUGCGUAAAAACACCUCAGCUUGCUCCGAACCUGCAUGCUCAAGUAUUUCUGUGCUUCAGAGUCCUCCUUCUGCGAAUGUCCCCUUCGGUAAUCAUGCCGCUCUGGCCUAUAAUCAUCAGUGAAAUCCUCCAAGUGAUGAUUAUCCUUGAACAACAUUUAUCCACAGACUAUGAAGAGUUUAGUUCAAGCGUAAGAGCUCUUUCCUCGAUGGAAUUGAACUGGAUGGCGAAUGGAGCACAACUAACUGGAAGCUGGCUUCAGUUGCAUCUUGCUGUUGUCAAUUUGCUUUUCUUAGCGGAACAGCUCCCAGCUGACAGAUUAACUCAAUUCCAGAUGUAUAGAUGGGCUUUUAUUGGUGAAGAAAGUGGAACGAAUUCAAAUUCAAAUGAAAACCCUGAUUUCGUGCCUCACAUAUCGAGGAUUGCAAAUUUAAUGGAUCUCAAGUACGGGAUGUUAGAGGCAGUACCGACCCCUCUGAUACCGACAUGCAGCCAGAUAAAAACUCUUCAGGACCUGCAUCCCUUUUUUACCGCUAUGAGAAAUGGAAAAUACACGCCGUUGACAGUCUCGCAAUUGGAGCACAAUUUAGAACUCGAUUUCCUAGAUGUAAUGGCACCUCGGUAAGGAAGCCGUUAACUUCAGUGAACAUACAUUAUUGUAAUAUAUAUACACAAUUUUUAUAUAUAUAUUCUUAUUGUGAGGUCUGAUAUUUGGGACUCACGUUUCCUUUUUUUUCUUAUUUUUUUUUUCUCUUGUGGAAUAGUGUAUAAAAUGUUUCUUUACAUUGGGAGAGCUUAAAUUUUGAGUCCACAAAUCUUCAAAAUUGUAUUAUAGAAAUUGUAAAUAUUUUACAAAAAAAAUCACCCUUUUACCUCUACUUUUUGGUGAAGUUUUUGUAUAUAUUUGUUUUAUUGAAGUCAUGAAAUUUUCAUUCCAGUCAUGUUUCUUAACAGUUGAGCAUUGUUUGUACAUUAAUUUAUUACAGUAUAUCAAAGAGUGAACCUUUUAGCCUAAAUUCUACGGCUGAUAGUGCCUUAUGUACAUUUUAUAUAUAUAAAUAUUUAGAUUGAUAUUUUUUUAUUGUGAUGUGAAACAAUUGUAAACUUUCUGGGUGAACACGGAAACAAAUACCAUUUCCAAAGCCUCUUUUAAAUAUAAUUAAUUAUAUUAUUUAUCAAAAAAACCUCGUCUGUUGUUUUAGUUUUGCAUUAAAUUAAAAUUAUAAUUGUACAAUAAUGAAAAAUACCAUUGAAAAGUUUGGAAUUUGAAAUGGUAUUUUAUUGCUGGAAAUGAGAAAGUAAUUAUAUUAUAUUUCAUGAUAAAAAUCAAAUUGCAUAGUGCAGAAUUCCAAAUUUCAUUCCAAACCAAUUGUCCUUUUAAAACAAAUCGACUGGUUUUUGUAUAAGAAAAAAUUUGAAUUUUUUCCUUUUCAUAUUUUAUGCUUGAAAUUGUAAUUUCAAAUAUUCAAACGACUUGUCUUUGCAACAGGAUAUAUAUCUAUAAGACAAUGAUGAAAAAAUACUGUUUUAUAAAGCAAUUUUUAUUUAUUUUUUUUUUUUUUUUUUUUUUUUUAAAUAAUUUCUGACCAACUCAUUUUUAAUAAACCUUUCACUGUUUUUAUAAAAACUUUUACAAGGCGACUCGAGUUCCAAAAGAAUUUUUACACGUUUGUAAAACUGUUAAAUUGCAAAUAGCGCAUUGUAUCACAUGCCCAUCGCUGUUUUUGAAUAUAUAAAUCGCUAAAAGAGAAACACGGUUUGAAAUCUAGGUAAAUAUAAAAUUGAAGUAGUCUAGUUAAAAUUUGUCUUCCAAUUUUCUUCCGUUUUUUGUUCUAUUUCAUUUAGACAGUUAUGGUUUGACGCCAAGUUUUCUCUUUGAACUAUAUUGUUUAAAGUAAAAUAUGUUUUAUGUGCAUUAUUGUUAUUUAUUAGCUAAGGAUUUAUUUUAUUUUAAAAUGUAAUUAAUUGCUGCAAAUUAAUUGUGAUAAUACAAGUAUAAAUUAUUCAGAGUUGUAUAGUUGAGAAAAACAUGUGACUUUCAGCAAUUAUAUUUCCUUAAAGUGCAAUUAUAAUAAAUGUAAUUAAAAUAAUAAAACUCUUGUUUAAU
This is a messenger RNA of Cimex lectularius (bed bug), 8796 nucleotides long. Its product is annotated as protein dopey-1 homolog. Gene Ontology annotation, biological process: Golgi to endosome transport. The transcript has 32 exons. The record is from RefSeq and is a predicted model, not a curated record. Gene Ontology annotation, cellular component: endosome; trans-Golgi network. The coding region runs from base 505 to 7314 and encodes 2269 amino acids. Lineage: Eukaryota; Metazoa; Arthropoda; Insecta; Hemiptera; Cimicidae.